CACCAUGUCGUCUUCUUUGCUUCUUAUAGGAGUUCUCUGCAUUUUAGGAGAAAAUGGUUUUGCCUCUGCAGGGAAAGCAAGGUUGAAACGGGAACCUAAUGCUCCAGAGCCCAUUGACUGCUUGCUGACUACCUGGGGUGAUUGGGGGCCAUGUAGUCCGUGCUCAAGUCACAGAUACCGCUCAAGGGGUAUUCUGAAGUUUGGACAGUUUGGAGGAAAGCCAUGCAUUGAGGCCCUGAGCGAUAGAGAGCCCUGUGAGACAAGAACGCCGUGCCCAGACGAGAAAGGUCAUUGUGGGAAGCAAGAGUUUGAGUGUGAAAAUGGAUAUUGUCUAAAGGGUAGGUUGGUGUGUAACACAGAAGAUGACUGUGGUGACUUCUCUGAUGAAGAUAAUUGUGAUGAAACCAAACGCCCACCCUGUGGGGAUCGUGACAUUGACAUAUCAGAACUUGGAAGAACAGCUGGACAAGGUGUGAAUGUGCUGGGAAUGAAACCAGCUCAAAAACCAUUUUACAAUGAGUUCUACAAUGGCAUCUGCGACAGAGUCCGUGAUGGGAACACAGCCACUUAUUACCGCAAGCCAUGGAAUGUGGCUUUCCUCAGUUAUGAAACCAGAGGAGACAAAAAAUUUACAAGUGAAUUCUACAGCGACCAAGCAUCAACAAUAAAAGAAAUAUUUAAAACAAAAUCACAUUCUCUAGAUGCAAGCUUCUCUCUUCAACUGCAAUCAACUUCGUUCCCUCUAUCAGGUGGUUUGGAGACAGGCGUAAAAUUUUCCAAAUCAUCCAAUCUGAGUGACUUCUUAAAGAAAACCAAAGGAAAGAGUUAUGAGUAUUUACAUGUCAAAUCUAAUAUACAACUGGGAACUUUCCAAUUGCGAAAACGCAAUUUGCGCUUGAGUGAGACGUUCCUUGAAGAUCUAAAGUUUUUGCCAAGUACCUAUGAGAAGGGAGAGUAUUUUAUAUUUCUGGAAACAUAUGGAACUCAUUAUUCACAGAGAGGAACCAUUGGAGGAAAAUAUGAAUUAAUAUAUGUGUUGGAUAACCGAACGAUGACAUCACAAAGGAUCACUAGAAAAGAUGUAAACGAAUGCCUAGGCUUUAAUUUAGAUCUUGGGAUCAAUAUAUCUUCCUCAGAAGUCAAAAUGAAGAUUAAAAAUGAAAAAUGUAAAGGCGAAAAGUUGGAAAAGAAUUCUAUGAAUGAAAAAAACCGGAUUAUCCAAGAUGUAGUCUCUCUAAUUCAAGGUGGGACAACAGCUACUUUAACAAAGUUGAAUGAAAUGCUUUCUUCAAAUGUCAAUUCAGUUGACGUCAAACAGUACGUUGAAUGGACUGCUACAUUACCUCAAGCUCCUGCAGUGAUCAAACAACAGAUGGCCCCAAUUUCUGAACUUAUCCCACUGAAUAUCCCAGACUCCCGAGCAAAGAAAGUAAAUCUGGACAGAGCUGUAGAGGAUUAUGUGGCUGAAUACAGCGUAUGCAAAUGCAAACCUUGUCUACAUGGUGGGACGGUGAUGCUGAUAGACGGAAAGUGUGAAUGCGCCUGCACUUCAUUUUACAAGGGAGACGGCUGUGAAGUACCUGCUUCAGAUUUGAUACCAGCUGAUACAGCCAUUCAUGGGAGCUGGAGCUGUUGGUCUAACUGGUCCCCCUGUCAGCAAGGACGACGCCAGCGAAGAAGAAAAUGUGAUAAUCCUGUCCCUGGAUAUAGGGGCAAGUCAUGUCCUGGAGCAAACUUAGAACCAGGCUAUUGUUAAUUGCAGAAGGCUACUAACAGACAUUACCAAUAUUGAUGAUGUUCCAUUUAAACAAAGGCAAACAGGUUUUUCUAAGUUUAUAUAGCAAUGAAAUAAACCCUGAAGAAUUAAAAACAAAUUGUUGCAAGUUGCUAAAAAAAGAAAAGGUUUGGGUUUACCAGAUUUAGAAUUGUAUUCUGAUGCUUCUUGUUUGGUCUGGCUGAAAGACUGAGUGACCAUUAAAAAUAAAAGAUUAGUAGAACUGGAGGGAACACCUACUAUGGCAUGACAAGAUUAAAAUAAAUGCUGAUUUUUUGAAUCAUUUUGUUAGGUGUGCCAUCCUAAGAAUUUGGAAUAAAUAUAAAAUAAGGCUUUCUCCUAAGAUAUCUCUUUGAGUGUCAGAUUAGGAAGACUUUUUCAGAAAACAAAUGAUGGUGAGACUAAAAUGGUGGACUAAUGAUGAAAUAAUAUAUUUUACUCAAGGGGACCCAUAAUCUCAAAUCAAAAGAAGAAUUGAAGUCAGGAGGAUGUUUGCCACUGGUUCACUUAUUUACAACUAAAAAAAAAAAGAUUUAAUUUAAACAAGAAGUUAUGGGUUUGAAUCGGUAAAAUUGAAAUUUUACUGUGUGCUAAUGAUUAACAUGUUAUUGCCAAGGUUUACAAAAAGUUUUGAAACUGAAUCUGAAAAACAAAUAUUUGAAAUAUUGUAUGAAUCACUGUGCCAAAAAAUGGUGAAUGUAACAUAAUCCUCAAGGAAUGGGGAAAUGUGGAUGCUUGGUCUGAAAUUUACAUUGAAUUAUAAUUUGAACGAAAACUUUUAUAGAAUGAUGUAUCAUUGGUACUUGACAAAUUGUCUAAUAUGUAUAAAGGUAUCUCAAAUGUAUUUUGGAAAUAUUGUAAAUAAGGAACUUUUUAUCAUCUUUGGUAGAUUUGUGAUAAAGCAAAGAAAUAUUGGGCGGGGAAAUUUAUGUGCCAAUUCAGAAGAUUCUUAAAACGAAUAUAAAAUUGAAACUGAAGGCUUUCUUUUAGCACUAUUGGACAAAGAGCUAAAAAAAUAUGGAAUUUUGUUAUUAUAUGUUGACUGCAGUGAAAAUUUUAUAUGUACCAAGAUGGAAAGAUACGUCAAUCCCCACAAUGGAAGAAUGUAUGGAAAAAGUGAAGGAGUUGCAGAGAUGGCAAAAUUACCUGUUUUAAUCAUAGAAAAGAAUAUAUCUAGUUUUGUUUCUACUUGGAGACCCCUUCUAGACUGUGUAUUCGAUAAAGGAAAAAAAUGAAAUUCAGAUUUAGGGUUUUGUUGAUUACAUUAGUUUGUUGUUAUAGAAAUGUUUAGUUUUUACUAAAUAUUUAAAAGAAAAAAAUUGAAAUUAUAAUUCUUUUUUGUAUUUUACUAUGCUGGGAAAAAAAAGUUGGAAGCCAUUGCUUUAUUUUCCCUUUCCCUCUGGUUCAAGGAUGUGAUUGAAAAAUUUCAGAAACCGGAUCGCUGCCCGGUUGCUGGAUAGCGUGGCCAUGGGGCCUACUUGGCCUCCUGCACCACGGUGGGGGGGUGUUUUUGCCCUUCCCAGGCUCUGGAGGCUUUCCUGGAACCUAUAUGAGGGCAAAAACAGCCUCCCCCAGGCUCUGGAGGCCCUCUGGAGGCUGGAAAUGGGUCCAUUUCUGGACUUCCAGUAGGCCCAUUUUUUGCCCUCACAGAGCCUCCAUGCCCGCCCCUGCACUUACCUGGCAUCCAAAACGGGCCAUGUGGAGACUCCUGGGAGGGCAGGGGAGGGGAGGGGUCAGCCAGUCCUUGGAACAACCGGUCCGGUGAACCAGAUUAAAAUUAACAUCCGGUUCACCUGAACUGGUUGAACCAGCUCAAUCCCACCCCUGCUUUGGUCCCAUACUUCUCUUUCUCCAUUUCUUCCUUCCCCAUUUCCCUACUUUCUUUGUUUUUAAUUUACUGUAUAUU
Molecule: messenger RNA, 3680 nt
Organism: Ahaetulla prasina
Lineage: Eukaryota; Metazoa; Chordata; Lepidosauria; Squamata; Colubridae
Product: complement component C9-like
Exons: 12
Coding region: 5-1756 (583 amino acids)
Biological process (GO): immune response
Cellular component (GO): membrane attack complex
Molecular function (GO): protein binding
Source: RefSeq, a predicted model, not a curated record